AAAUAAAUAAUAAUUAAUUCUCCUACUGUAUACAAAUUGAAUAUUAACAUAUUAUUGGAGAAUAAGUUGAAAGGAAUAAAAAAAAAAUGGGAAGGAAUUCUUCAUUGCAACUCAUUGUUUGCUUCUAUGUCCUACACUUGUUAACAUGGUUAAGGGUUCAAAGAUGCCACUGCUUAGUUCCCCAAAGGUCUAUUAUGAGCAUAGGUGGUGUUCUUGAUUUAGUUUCAUUAAUGGGAAAACAACAACAGAUAGGAAUGGAAAUUGCAGUGCAAGAAUUCAACAACCAUUUGGGUUUCCCCAAGAUGGAUUUGAAGAUUAAGGAUUCACAUGGGAAUUCAGCUCAAGUAAUUGCAAGUGUUAUGGAUCUCUCACAGAGCAACCAAGGGCUAGCCAUCAUUGGAACUAUUACACACAAUGAAGCAAAUUUGGCAAGUGAAUUCAGUGACACCAUAAAGAACAUUCCUAUUUUGUCUCUAACAUCAUCUGCGGUCAGACCAGAAUUAUUAUCUCCUAGAUUGCCACAUUUCAUCCAAGUAGGUAAUGAUAUUAACAUUCACAUGCAAUGCAUUGCAGCAAUUGUAGGAGAAUUUAAAUGGAAAAAGGUGACAAUAAUAUAUGAACUUAAUAAUGGGUUUUCCUCUGAUCCAGGAUUACUACUUAGCCUCUCUUAUUCUCUUAGACAUGUUGGUUCUGAGAUUGAAAACCACUUAGCUUUUCCUUCCUUAUCAACUCUUUCAGACCCAAAAACUACAAUUGAAAAUGAGCUUAAUAAGCUGAAAAAGAAGAGUAAUAGGGUUUUCUUAAUUGUUCAUUCUUCUUUAGAGAUUGCCAGCAUGGUUUGUGAGAAAGCAAAGCAAAUAGGUUUGAUGGAAAAAGGUUCUGUGUGGAUUAUCCCAGAUGAGGUUGCAGGCUUGCUUGAUGCAGUUAACUCUUCUGUUAUCUUGAACAUGCAAGGUAUUGUAGGAUUUAAAACACACUUCAUAGAAACGAGUGAGGCUUUUACAAAGUUUAAAUUCAAAUUCCAAAGAAGGUUUGCACUAGAAUACCCUGAAGAAGAUAACAUUCACCCAAGUAUCUUUGCACUUCAAGCAUAUGAUGCAACUUGGGCUAUUGUUGACGCUGCAAAUAAAUCAUCACAAAGUAAGUUCAGUCUUGAACAAUUCUCAGAAAAUAUUUUGUCAAGUAAUUUUGACAGACUAAGUGGAAAGACUUUAUCAAAGAAUGGGCAAUUGCUUCAACCGCCAUCCUUCAACAUAAUUAAUGUGAUAGGGAAAAGUUAUAGAGAAAUGGCGUUUUGGGCUCCAACAAUUGGUUUUUCCAAGAACAUUGUUAACCAUAAGAUAAUGGAAAUAAACUUAAAUAAUGAUUCUAGUGAAGUUUUUAGAACAAUUUAUUGGCCUGGAGGCUUGCAAUUGGUUCCGAAGGGUCACAAUAAUGAGGAAAAGUCAUUGAAAAUAGCUAUACCUUCCAAUGGUGCCUUUACUCAAUUUGUGAAUGUGACAUAUGAUCAGAGCAAAAAUGAAACUUCCAUCACUGGUUUCUCUAUCAGUGUCUUUGAAGCAGCUGUCAAACAUUUACCUUAUGAUUUACAUUACAAUUUUGUUCCCUUCAGUGGCUCCUACGAUGAAAUGGUUGAUCAAGUCUACAAUAAGACAUGGGAUGCUGCUGUUGGUGAUACAUCAAUAGUUGCAUAUAGAUAUCAUCUAGUGGACUUCUCACAACCUUAUGUUGAAUCUGGCCUCCACAUGGUGGUUACUGAACAACCAGCAAAAUCAAAAGAAGCAUGGAUGUUUUUGGAUGCCUUUACAAAAGAGAUGUGGCUGACAAUGGCAGCUAUGCAUAUUUUUGUAGGAGUUGUUAUUUGGUUGAUUGAACGAGAAGAAAAUGCAGAUCUAAGGGGAUUUGGCUCCAUUCUUUGGUUUUUAGUCACUGUACUAUUUUAUGCACAUAGAGAACCAAUAAGAAGACCAUUGGCUCGAACCGUGUUGGCGCCUUGGCUAAUUGCUAUUUUCAUUGUGACAAAUAGUUUCAUAGCAAGUUUGACAUCCAUAACUAUUGCACAAGUAAAGCCAUCUGUGUUAAAUAUUCAGACCCUUAAAGAAAGAAACUCACCAGUUGGGUGUGAUGGAAAUUCAUUUAUUGUGAAGCAUUUGACAGAAGCACUAAAAUUCAAGCCUGAGAACAUUAGGAAAAUAAAUUCCAUGAGUGACUACCUUGCUGCCUUUGAGAACAAGGAUAUAGAAGCUGCCUUCUUUGUCGCACCUCAUGCAAAAGUCUUUCUAGCAAAGUACUCAUGUAUGGGCCUCAUCAAAGCAGGGAACACUUUCAGGCUUGGUGGCUUUGGUUUUGUAUUUCCAAAAGGUUCCAGUUUGGCUGCCGACAUAUCAGAGGCACUGCUGAAUAUGAUAGAGAGUGGAGAAACAGAACAACUAGAAAAAAAUAUGUUGAAUGAGAUUGAGAAUGGAAACAAAGUCAAUUGUUCUUCUUUAGAGAGCAACAAGGGGAAAAGUAAUUCAUCAAUUGGCCUUCAGCCAUUCCUUGUUCUGUUUUCAAUCUGUUCUACUUUUGCUAUUAUUGGUUUUUUAUAUCACAUGGUUUGUUUGUUGGUGAAGAAUGUAGAGACCUUGACAAGCCAAAUAGUUGUAACAUUAACACAAUUAUGGCGAAUAUGGAGAUGGACAACCAAAUAUUUUUCUCGGUGUUGUUCGAAACUCCAAUCAAAGAUGAUGAGAAGAGUAAGCAGUUGCACAGAAAUAAGAAGUGCAGAGGAGAAUGUCACUAGUAAUAGUCAGCAUAGCCCAGUGAUGGUUGAGUUUGUUGAUAUAGUACUGGCUGCUCAUGCUUCAUGAAACUAUUCAUGUUUUAUACUGCUGUAAAAAUUAGUUUUUUACUGCCAAGUAGUUAAAGAUUUUGGAUACUCACUUUCCUUAGAUAGUAUGACGGGUGUUAUUGAUGUAAUGUAUCCAUCAUAUUUAGUCAUACAAGUUCUUUUUUGUUUUUUGCAAAGUAGUCAUACAAGCUCUUAAAAGAUCAAAACUA
Molecule: messenger RNA, 3039 nt
Organism: Cicer arietinum (chickpea)
Lineage: Eukaryota; Viridiplantae; Streptophyta; Magnoliopsida; Fabales; Fabaceae
Product: glutamate receptor 2.9-like
Cellular component (GO): membrane
Molecular function (GO): ligand-gated monoatomic ion channel activity
Source: RefSeq, a predicted model, not a curated record